AACAGCACCGCACGCGUUAGCCAGUCGUUUGUUCAUCCAACGGGCGUUCGGAUCUAUGUGCAAGUGUUCGUGCGUAUAGAGAAAAGAAAAAGAGAGAGAUAGGAGAGAUAGACAGAUAGAUAGUUAGAAAGAAAGAGAGAGUAAUAGAGAAAGAGAGAGACAAACAGAGAGAGAGAGAGAGAGAAAGAAUAAAAAAAAAAGAAGAAAAGUGUCCUAAUCAUCGAUAAGUGAAGUUUUGAAGACGAAGCAGCUCGUAGGAGGAUUUAUCGAUUUUUAUCGAUGAUAGUUCAAGUCUUGAGAAAAAGGAUUAGAAGAGCGUAAAUGUAGGAAAAUAUUAAGCAAGUUAACAUAAUAUAUCCAUUUUGUAUAUACUCAACUCGAAAAUGGAUUAAUAUAUUAUCUUCCUGUUUGAGUAUUUGAUCUAUCUGGAAAACAAUUAACUUCGAUGGAUCAUCGAUCAAAGACUUGAAUUAAAUCGCCAUCUUCGCGAGGGAGGUAGAGAAAGAUGACGAAGAUGUAAAACGUAUGCAACGUUAUUUUGAUCAUACGUUAAAAAAGAAAUUAAAAAGGAGAGAGAGAGAAAGAGAGAGAAAGAGAGAGAGUAUCUGUACGUGUAUACGUGUACAUUUAGAAGUGACGUGUACACACGUACUUCUAAUAAAUUCGAAAUUCAAGAAAAUAAAUUGAUAAGAAAGAAACUUUGCGAGUACAUAAAAAGAGAGAGACGUGGUAGAUAGAAGGAAGAUAAAAAGAAGGAAAAUAAAGAGAGAAAGAGAGAAAGAAAGAGAGAAUUGUUGGGUAUGUGCCCUGAUAAGGAAAGAGUACUAACUAUGAGGUGUGCCGUCAAUGAAAAAGCUGCUUAUGAAGAAGUUGAUCCUUCUUCGAUGAAAAAAAUGGAGGAGUCGAGGAUUAAAGAAGUCAAGAUAGAUCGAACGUCUCUAUCAGAGGAUUCUUCUUUGAGUGACCGGAUUCAGUACGUUCCAAAAAUCAAGUGGUUGGAUCUUUCUGCGCAAAUAUUCAUCCAUGGAGGUUGUCUUUAUGGAUUCUACCUCAUGUUCACACAGGCGAAAUUUGUGACGUCUUUGUGGGCUUUCAUAGUGAUAUACACUUCCGGUUUUGGCAUAACAGCGGGAGCUCACAGAUUAUGGUCUCACAGGGCGUACAAAGCGAAAUGGCCAUUGCGAUUAAUUCUAGUCUUCCUUUUCACGAUAACUGGUCAAAAACACGUUUACGCAUGGGCAUUGGACCAUAGGGUGCACCACAAAUACAGCGAGACCGAUGCCGAUCCACAUAAUGCAAAAAGAGGUUUUUUCUUCGCUCAUGUAGGAUGGCUUUUUACAACACCUCACCCAGACGUUGUGGCUAAACGCAAAGUCGUUGAUAUGAGUGAUCUUGAGGCCGAUCCGAUAGUGAUGUGGCAAAAGAGAUUUUAUAUACCUCUAUUUGCUCUUUUGACCAUUGGAUUACCGGUCGCGGUACCUUAUUACCUUUGGUCUGAAACAUUCUGGACAUCUUUCUGGGUUAGUUUUAAUUUCCGAUUUUGCGUAACGCUCAAUAUAGCUUUCUUCGUUAAUAGUGUCGCACACAUGUGGGGUCAGAAACCUUACGAUAAGAAUAUCUCACCAGUCGAGAAUAUAGCGGUUUCCAUAGCAGCGCUUGGAGAAGGCUGGCACAAUUACCAUCAUGUUUUUCCAUGGGAUUACAAGACCGGAGAACUCGGUGAUUAUUCUUUCAAUAUAACGACUGGAUUCAUCGAUGCUUUCGCUCGUAUUGGUUGGGCUUAUGAUCGGAAAUAUGUCUCGCCAGAAAUGAUACGGCGAAGGGCAAAUAAAUCUGGUGAUGGUAGUCAUGUUUGGGGUUAUGGAGAUGUGGACAUCCCUAAAGAAGAUCUUCAAGAAUUAGAAACGAUGGAUAAAAAAUUUUUAUAAACAAUUAGUUCCUUUUUUAUUAUAUUAAUACGCCGGUACAAAAUACAGCAGAUUCUUUGUCGUCGUUCUUAUUAUCCUGCCGUCUUUUUUAUAUUUUCUAGAAAAGUAAAAAUAUCUUAGAUUUAUAUAAAAAUUUUAUAAUCGUGGAAUAACAAAGAACACGUUCUUGCAUUAUUAAUUGAAAGCAUAAAUGUAAUUCCGUAUAAUGAAGUAUAAGAGUAUAAUGAUGAGGUAAAAAGAAACAAAGAAAAAUAAAAAAGCUAUUUUUAUGCUUUUUCGUUUUUUUUUCAUAUGUUUAAUACAUAUGUAUUUUCACGUGGUUGCAUAAAAAUACGUUAAUUUUUAUUUAAUAAAGUAUUAUUAAUUGUUGUUGUUGUUUCCGAUUGUAUGGAUACAUAUUUUGAAAUAGAAAUGCAACAAAUGUUAUGUUACUUUUGUUGAAAGAAUAUUAUUCUGAUUUAUUUGUCAUAAGGCCAUUAGCUUAAUAAAUAAAUAAAAAAAUAAAAAAUA
Vespa velutina is the source of this 2438-nucleotide messenger RNA. RefSeq names its product acyl-CoA Delta-9 desaturase. Lineage: Eukaryota; Metazoa; Arthropoda; Insecta; Hymenoptera; Vespidae. Gene Ontology annotation, molecular function: iron ion binding; stearoyl-CoA 9-desaturase activity. The coding region runs from base 801 to 1928 and encodes 375 amino acids. Gene Ontology annotation, cellular component: endoplasmic reticulum membrane. The transcript is spliced from 7 exons. Gene Ontology annotation, biological process: unsaturated fatty acid biosynthetic process. The record is from RefSeq and is a predicted model, not a curated record.